AUCUGGCGUUCAUCUCAUGUCCCUACAUGCAGAUGUUCAAAUGAAUUCGAACCUUCCUCGGUUCUGCACGGAGUCCCCCCUGCCCCCGUCAGGCUGGCGGCUGCUGGAGCCUUCCUCACCCUCCACCCACCAGUCACCCCAGAAGCCACGCCAUCACCUGGAAUGUGCCGACCUGACUUCCGGAGGCGGUACCUAUGGAGUGGCCGGUGCGUGCCAGUUUGACCUCGUGUGUGUCAAUGCUUGGAUGCUGGACCUCACACAAGCCAUCCUAAACCUGGGCUUCCUGGCCGGGGCGUUCACCUUGGGCUACGCAGCGGACAGGUACGGCCGAAUAGUCAUUUACUUAAUCUCCUGUUUCGGUGUUGGCGUCACUGGGGUUGUGGUGGCAUUUGCACCCAAUUUCCCCGUGUUCGUGGUCUUCCGCUUCCUACAAGGUGUGUUUGGAAAGGGGACGUGGAUAACUUGCUACGUGAUUGUGACAGAAAUAGUGGGUUCAAAGCAAAGGAGGAUUGUGGGAAUAGCCAUUCAAAUGUUCUUCACCCUCGGAAUCAUAAUUCUCCCAGGAAUUGCCUACUUUAUCCCCAAUUGGCAAGGGAUCCAGCUAGCCAUAACGCUGCCCAACUUUCUCUUCCUCCUUUAUUACUGGGUGGUUCCUGAAUCUCCCCGCUGGCUGAUUACUCGGAAGAAAGGAGAUAAAGCGUUAAAAAUUCUGAGGAGCAUUGCCAAAUGCAAUGGGAAAUAUCUCUCGCCAAGUUACUCGGAGAUCACUGUUACAGAUGAGGAAAUUAGUAAUCCAUCCUUUUUAGAUCUGGUGAGAACUCCCCAAAUGAGGAAGUGCACACUUAUACUGAUGUUUGCUUGGUUCACGAGUGCAGUGGUUUAUCAAGGACUUGUCAUGCGCCUGGGAAUUAUAGGAGGCAACCUCUACAUAGACUUUUUCAUCUCAGGAAUUGUGGAACUGCCUGGAGCCGUCCUGAUCUUACUAACCAUUGAACGUUUUGGUCGACGCCUACCCUUUGCAGCAAGCAAUAUAGUGGCAGGCGUGGCAUGCCUUGUCACUGCAUUCUUACCAGAAGGAAUACUAUGGUUGAGGACCAUGGUUGCUACCCUGGGAAGACUCGGAAUAACCAUGGCCUUUGAAAUUGUUUAUUUGGUAAAUUCAGAAUUGUACCCAACAACAUUACGAAACUUCGGCGUUUCACUGUGUUCAGGUUUAUGUGAUUUUGGGGGAAUCAUAGCCCCGUUUCUGCUCUUCCGGCUCGCGGCCGUUUGGCUAGAACUACCUCUUAUCAUCUUUGGUAUCCUGGCAUCUGUCUGCGGUGGUCUCGUGAUGCUUUUGCCUGAAACCAAGGGUAUUGCCCUGCCAGAGACAGUGGACGACGUAGAAAAACUUGCCAGUCCACAUUCCUAUAAAUGUGGCAGGAAAAGGAAAAGCCAAGCUUCUAACUCUCGCCUUUGAGGCCCCGGCCAAAGACACGGGGACAGAGCUCUGCAGGGGGGCCCCCCGAGGAACCGACGUGCCUCGCAGAGGCACACGUGUGUCCGUUUCAGCUGUGCGGCUCCCAGUGUUCUUCAGACUUCACAGACUUUCAGCCUAUCCGGAGUAUUUUUAUAUAAUGUUGGAUGAAUUAGGGUUUAUCAUGCUGUCGAAGUUCCUGGGAACAUGUUAUAUGUGGCUGGUUUAGCAAAGAGCCUGUUGUGUGCACAGCUCCUCUGGAAGCUUUUCCUCACAUUGGGGCAGGGUCUCUGACCCACUAGGUUGGAGACAGACAAGAGAAGCCCCACCCAGUUCUCACGACAGCUCCAUCAAGAAUGCAGGCUGCGCAAAUCAAGGAUCUGGGGAAAGUAUACAGAUCAAGAAACGAAGGCUCUCAACUGAGUGUGCUGGAGAUUCCAGGCAGGAUGAAGGAUGAAGGAUGAAGAUUUGGGAAUCUUGUCAAUGAAGAGACUAAGCCCAAGGACCUCGGGCCACAUGGCUCUGAGCCUUUGCUGCUUCUUCUCCCCUUGAGUUCCACGAACCCCUGCAGCAGCUGGGGUUGCAGGCACGUCCAGGACUUGCUUCAUAAAUAAGAAUAAAUCUGCUGUACAAUUUGGGGAUGUGGCUCUGAUGUAGAAAAUCAGGUUUGGUCCUGAAAUGAUUCAGGGUAAUUUUGGUCCUCCUUUAGUGGUACCCAGAGCCACGUACUCAGUUUUUUACUGAUGAAAGCCAGGGGUCAUGAUUUCAUGGGUCUUCAGAUUUUAAUCAUAAAGGGAUAUUGAUCUUACAUUUGCAGGUUCAUUUCUAUAAUGGUGCCCAUGGUCAAGAGUGAAAAAGAUGGACAGAUCUCAUUCAAUCUUGACACUUUUAACUUGUCUUGGGAAGAAGCUUACAUUUUAGUUUAAAAGAAACAGCAAUCAUAUCCAUGCUUAAAAGAAUUAGCAGAAGCUUUAUAAGUGACUUUAUAGAUACUAAUAAGGCAUUUGAUCUUUUUUGUUAUUGAGACUUUUGAAAUGUGGAGUUUAAAUGCAAAUAUGCUCUCUUUAUGAUAUUCUGCUUUGUAUGUUAUAUUUGUUAUAUUUUCAGACUCAGUAUGUCUCUUAUGCAGAACUGUUUAAUGGAUUCUUGUGUGUGGACAGGCAAAAUGGGCGCCAAAGGGAAGUCUUGCCAAUGAGGAAGAAAAUUUCUAUGUGAGCACGUGAUGAUAUGUACGAUGUGUGUGCUCUUUGUAAAGUAAGUUUUCAAUCCUUAAAGCUCACCAGAAUUGAAUAUGAAUGUUUUAUUUCUCAAUGAAAUAAACACAGUUCUUUGAGGAGGCACUGCUGCAUUCCCCUUUCAUUCACACACACUCGCAUUUUUGCUUUCUUGGCACUGCUCUUUGCUGUGAGAUGACUGUGGUUCCUUGACAUGAUCACCUUUGAAUUGUAUUUUGAGUUGACAUUUUGGUUCUGGUAACAAUAAAAAAAUUUUAAUUGUCAAGAAAAA
Messenger RNA from Vicugna pacos (alpaca), 2962 nucleotides. Lineage: Eukaryota; Metazoa; Chordata; Mammalia; Artiodactyla; Camelidae. The record is from RefSeq and is a predicted model, not a curated record.